Messenger RNA from Salvia miltiorrhiza (redroot sage), 1008 nucleotides. RefSeq lists its product as uncharacterized. The record is from RefSeq and is a predicted model, not a curated record. The transcript has 4 exons. Lineage: Eukaryota; Viridiplantae; Streptophyta; Magnoliopsida; Lamiales; Lamiaceae. Bases 132 to 683 code for a protein of 183 amino acids.
UAAAUUCAGUUCAUUACUACUUUACUAGUCUCCAACUCCAAGAAAUAAAAGUCGGGUAGACUUUUCUUUACGUUUUCCACAGACCAAAAUUCAGCCAACAGCAAAUUCUGCCAAAAGCUUCACACCGCAGCAUGCCGGGCCCGGGCCCGCACAUGAUUUACGCCAUCGGGUCGGGCCAAGGGCUGAUGCAUGUUUCGAACGGGAGAUUCGGCCCUCACCACUGCGUUACGUACGCCAUCAACGCCUUCUUCGGGCCGGAUAUAGGGUCCUUCUGCGAGUGGUUGAGCUCAAUUAUGGGUUCGGGCCGACUCUUGGGCUCCUCCGUCGAGCAAUGGAUCCACGACCCCUUCUACUACGCUUUGAUUCUGGGAUUCCCUCUUUCACUUCUCUACACCUGCCUUUCCCGCUUUCUUCUGCAAAGGGGCCUUCUUGAUUCUUUUUCUGGGGCGCCCCUAAACGUGAGGCAGUGCUUCUUGUUGAUCUUUGCGGGAUCUUUGUCACAUUUUUUCUUAGAUCAUCUGUUUGAGGAGAACGGGCAUUCUUCCAUGUAUACUUGGAUAUUGAGCACGGGGUGGUGGAAAACCCGAGCACCAGUGAAUCCUGAUGCUGUUGUUGUUAUCGGCCUUCUGUGUGCAGCCUUGAUUGGAGGUUUUAUAUAUAUCUACAGGUUUCAUGGAGAGUGAAGCCCUUGAAGUCACCGGUGAGAAGGCAAUAUCACAAGUCGUUGAGGUUGACCUUGGUGGUCGCGGUUGCAUACUGCUUGUGGUGCGCGACUCAGAUUUAUUUGGUGAGGCCUCGUCGUGCAGCUGUUGGCGAGGAGGCCGACUUGGGAGUUCUCGUGUUCCUGGGCAUCUUCUUCUUCUUCCCUCACUGCCUAUGCAUACUGUCCAUGAACGCCAGGGAGAUGGUUGAACUCCCUCUUUGAAACUCUACAGAAAGCUCUGUUUUUCUUGGUUGCACACUUCAUCUUUAAAUUACAAAUGUACAUUAGCCAAUAUUUUCAACCAA